Molecule: messenger RNA, 3903 nt
Organism: Phaedon cochleariae (mustard beetle)
Lineage: Eukaryota; Metazoa; Arthropoda; Insecta; Coleoptera; Chrysomelidae
Source: the annotation of a GenBank genome assembly
AUGGAUACAGGGACGAAAGUUACCAAAAAUCGAAAUCCUGCGGAAAAUGCGAAUCCCCUAUCCCUUCUAACCUUUGUAUAUAUGUUCCCAAUAUUUAGAAAGACAUUUAAAGAGUCCUUAACAGAAGAUGAUCUCUUUAGUCCACUCACAGAACACAAAUCUAGCAUCCUAGGCUCUAAAUUAGAAAGAAUAUGGAAAGAGGAAUACCGGAUACACAAGAAAACUGCUCUGCACAGAGCAUUAUUUAGAGUAUUUGGUCUGUGGUAUUCGAUUCUAGGAAUACUGAAACUUGUAGAUGAACUUUUAUUAUUAAUUGGUAUGCCAUUAUGUAUAGGAAAAUUAGUGUCAUUUUUCGAAACCGGCCCAACGUCCACAUCUCAAGACGAAGCCUUCAUCUACGCCGGCAUCCUAGUAUUAUGUUUGAUAGUCAACACGUUCCUAGCCAACCCAACGUUCAUGGGCCUACAGCACAUCUCCAUGAAGUUGAGAGUCUCCUGCAGUUCGCUGGUGUACAGAAAAGUCCUGAAGUUCAGUAAAACGGCGCUGGGCAACACGACGGUAGGGCAGUUGGUGACCUUGUUAUCCAACGAUGUCUCGAAGUUCGAUCAGAUGUUCGUUUUGGCCCAUUACGCUUGGAUCGGGCCGAUCCAGGUGGCCUUGGGAACAUGGCUACUCUAUAGGCAAAUCGGGAUCGGAUCGUUGUUUGGCGUAGGGUUUUUGGUCUCAUUUGUACCAUUACAAAUAUAUCUCGCUAAUAAAACAUCAGUUUUGAGACUACGCACUGCACUAAGGACAGAUGAAAGAGUUCGAUUAAUGAAUGAAAUCAUCUCUGGUAUCCAAGUAAUCAAGAUGUAUUGCUGGGAAAAUUCAUUCGCAAAACUGAUAUCAUUUGCUAGAGGGAAAGAGAUGAAAGCGAUCAGAGCACAUUCCUUUCUGACAGGAAUAAUAUAUUCCUUCGAAAUAUUCAUAACUCGAACUUCUAUUUUUAUCAGUAUCUUGGCAUACGUUCUACUAGGAAAUUACAUAACCGCUGACAAAAUUUUCGCAAUAACUGCUAUCUACAAUUGCCUUCGCCCUGUUAUUACAAUUCUGUUCUCGCUAAGUGUAUCAUCUUUAGCUGAAAUUCAUGUCACCAUACUACGAAUACAAAAGAUACUAGCAUUCGAGGAGAAAGAAAAAUCAGUUGAUCACUUCGACAAACUGAACGGAAAUGACUCGAUGCCUCUUAUUAUCAAAAACGGUACGAACAAAGACACAAAAGAAUUGCCCCAACGAAAUCCCAAAGCUAAAAUAUUACUGGAAAAGGUCUCUGCUAAAUGGGUUGAAGACGCAGCAGAAGAUACGCUGAGUAACAUCAGCGUAUGUGUCUCCUCAAACAAGAUAUUAGCUCUCAUUGGGCCUGUAGGUAGUGGUAAAAGCAGUGUGAUCAAUUUACUGCUCAGAGAAUUGCCGGUGAAGUCCGGCAAAAUGGAACUGGUAGGAAGAGUUUCCUACGCAUCUCAGGAGCCUUGGCUUUUUGCCGCUAGCGUAAGACAAAACAUCCUCUUCGGCGCAGAAUAUAAUGAAGAGCUGUAUCAGAAAGUCGUAGACGUGUGUGCUCUCAGAUCAGAUUUCGCCUUAUUCCCCUACGGAGAUAAAACCUUGGUUGGCGAGAAGGGAAAGGCCCUAAGUGGUGGCCAGAAAGCCAGAAUCAACUUGGCUAGGUGCAUAUAUAAAUCAGCCGACAUCUACCUUCUUGACGAUCCACUUUCGGCAGUCGACGCGAACGUUGGUAAACAUUUGUACGAGAGAUGCAUCAAAGACUUUUUAUCGAACAAGAUUUGUGUGUUAGCUACGCAUCAACUGCAAUAUCUCAAAAACGUUGACAAUAUCAUCAUCAUGAAUGAUGGCGAAAUUGAGAUGGAAGGUACAUACGAAGAUCUGCAAAAGAGUGGACUGGAUUUCGCGAAGAUGAUGGAAGAUUUCCAUAGCGAGGAGGUGGUGGAAAAACAAAAAAAGAAAAUCCAAUCGAGACAGAAUACUAUUGUGGAAGAAUCCGAGAGUGAAGACGACGAAGAUCAAAUUAUGGAGAAGGAAUUCCAAGGAUCUGGUAGCAUCAAAGCAGAGACUUAUUGGAACUAUUUUAGAGCAGGCGGAGGAAAAGUUUCAAUUACAGUUCUAAUAUUCCUAUUCAUUUUUUGUCAAGUUUUUGCUAAUGGUGGGGAAUAUUAUGUAUCAUAUUGGGUGAAUCAGGAGCAAGAAUUUACAAACAGAAUAACCAAUAAUCAAACAAAUGAGACCUUCGAAAGAAAUACCAUAAUUUAUUACUAUUCGGCUCUAACCAUUGGAACUAUAAUUAUUGGUUUGGUGAAAUCGAUUUAUUUCAUGAUGUUUUUCGCAGUGGCAUCUGGAAAUUUGCACGAUUUUAUAUUCUCACGGAUAAUAAGGGCUACUAUGAGAUUUUAUAAUACAAACCCUUCAGGAAGAAUCCUUAACAGAUUCUCGAAAGACUUAGGAACUAUUGACGAAUAUAUUCCAUCUAUUAUAAUAGAUGUAACUGAGAUAUUUCUUCUGCUCAUUGGCGUUAUUGUAUUGUCAUCCAUUGUUGAACCUUGGUUAAUUGUCCCAUCUGUUGUUCUGAUAGUUAUAUUCUACUUUGUCAGAGUUAUUUACAUCAAGACGAGUAGAUGCGUGAAACGAAUAGAAGCAAUAACUAAGAGUCCUAUGCUGAGCCAUCUGACUGCGACCGUCAACGGACUGAGCACAGUUCGAGCCUUCUCUGCAGAAGAAAUGUUGAUCAAAGAGUUCGAUGAAUAUCAGGAUGUUCACAGUGCUGCCUGGUUCCUGUAUAUGGCUUCGAGCAAAUGCUUCGGAUUUUGGCUCGAUAUCAUUUGUAUUGUAUUCAUUGCAGUUGCAGUUUUCCUCUUACUUGUUUUCAGUAAAGAAAUGCAAGGAGGAGAUUUGGGUCUUGUAGUGACCCAAUACAUCGGCUUGAUAGGAACACUGCAAUGGGGCAUGAGGCAAUGGACAGAACUGGAGAACAAUAUGACCUCCGUAGAAAGAAUUCUGGAGUACACUAAAUUAGAGAGUGAACCGGACAGAAAACAAGAGAAGCCCCUUGCUGCUAAUUGGGGAGAAAAAGGCCAAAUCGAAUUCAGAGAUGUGAAGUUGAGGUACAGCGAUAGCGAGCCGUAUGUACUGAAAGAUAUGAAUUUCCUGGUCCAGCCACGAGAGAAAAUCGGUAUCGUCGGAAGAACCGGUGCCGGGAAAUCAUCUACCAUAACUGCACUUUUUCAGUUAUAUCCUUUGGAAGGUACUGUGAUCAUUGAUGGAGAAGAUACCACGAAGAUGCCUUUGGAUACAGUGAGGUCGAAGAUAUCGAUUAUUCCACAAGAGCCGGUGCUGUUUUCAGGUUCCAUGCGUAAAAACCUGGACCCCUUCGACCAAUACGACGACGAGGUGCUGUGGAACGCCCUGGACCAGGUGGAGCUCAAAGAGGUCAUCGAGGACCUUCCUGCCGGCCUGAAUACGGCCGUCUCGGAGGGUGGCGCCAACUUCAGCGUGGGCCAGCGACAACUGGUGUGCCUGGCACGGGCGUUGAUAAGGAACAACAAGAUCCUGGUGCUAGACGAGGCCACGGCCAACGUGGAUCCGCACACUGACGCUCUGGUGCAGACCACGAUCAGGGAGAAGUUUGCCGAUUGCUCGGUUCUGACGAUCGCUCAUCGAUUACACACGGUGAUGGAUUCUGACAAAAUUCUAGUGAUGGACGCUGGUACUGUAGAGGAAUUUGAUCAUCCUCACAAUUUGCUACAGAAAGAAAACGGAAUAUUACGAAGUUUAGUCGAGGUAACCGGAUCAAUAACAUCUAAACAUUUAGCCAGCAUCGCUGAAGAGAACUAUCUGAAGAAGAAAAACAUAUAA